This is a messenger RNA of Rhodofomes roseus, 1130 nucleotides long. RefSeq lists its product as uncharacterized. The record is from RefSeq and is a predicted model, not a curated record. Lineage: Eukaryota; Fungi; Basidiomycota; Agaricomycetes; Polyporales; Fomitopsidaceae. The transcript has a single exon. The coding region runs from base 30 to 692 and encodes 220 amino acids.
UGGCCUUGUACUUGGGAUUGACUGUUCGGAUGUUCAAUAAACUCAAUAGUAUUCAGGCGACAUCUAACACACGCAGAUACACACGACAAAAGCGACUCGACUCGACCAAACAGCCAGAGCGGGCAUCCAGGUACUGUGUAAUCCUCGACCAGCGUACACAGCGGGGCGGGGAUAUUGAACGAUAUGAUGGCGGCGGAUUCAUCGCCAUACUGUGUUAUCCAAGAGGCGUCAGUGAAGCUAGCACCUUACGGAGGCGCGAUACGGCGGGGGCGUAUGUAAAUCCUCCCGCAUCGUCGUCCGCGUCAUUCACGUUCUGCGGGGGCGGGAAUGGGUCUUCGUUGCCCGUGUUGGGCUCGGGCAGUGUGUACGCGACCUCAAGAAAGUGCACCUGCGUGAAGGCGAGCGUGCUCUCGUCAGACGAAUUGUGCGGGUCACGCACGGGGCAAGCAGGCAGCCGGGUAAGCGAGUGGGUGUGCAGGCGAGUUACUCGUUCCGGCGGGCAGAUGCGCAGACAGGCGAAGUGGGUAGACACGCGAAUCAGGAGGCUGCUGGGCAGACAGGCAAAAAGGCAGGCGGGAAUGUCCUGGCGGGAAUUCAACUGCUUGACAAGUUGGCGAGCAAGCGGCUUGGUGCAACAGGCCAGUGGGCGGGCGAGUCGGUACACGUGCCAGCGGGUGGGUGCAUACAGAUGAUGAGCGGCCACGCAGGCGAGUGGAAACAUCGACUACUUGGUUCGUCGAUACGUCUGCUCGCGCGGGUACUGCCAUGGUCGCGUAAGAGGCGUGUCAGGAAGAACAUACCUUCGACCUUUCGAGCCUUCGUGCUCGCUUUCUCAGCCCUUGUAGCGCCCUUCUCCCUCGGGUUCGCGUUGCUCACCUCGUCUCUGUUCCUGAAUUAUCGCACUUUAGAGCGCAGGACUGGACUGACUUGCACGCCCGUCGCUCGAGUCCGGUCCAAGUUGCGAUGUCGGGCUGCGCCGUGUCGGGCAAGGGCUGGCAAGGGGUGUCGAAUUUGAGCUUGUAUAACCAUGAUUGAGUAAAGCGAGCGUCUUGCAGUGAGCUUGGGCGGCCAAGAGGACUGACCGGGUUGAGGUGGUAUCUGAGGUGAUGGUGGUCAACUGCGCUGGCAGA